AUGCAAACAUCAAUCUUCAACCUCUCGCGACUUUGGAGGAGAAACAAAAAAUCUAACCGGCAAACGCAGGACGAAUAUUUUCCUCCAGGCACAAACAUACGUCUAGAGAUCAUGUCAUCCUCUCAUACGACGCUAGACGCGGCCGCUGCGGACCGCAAAGCUCGUCUUGCGAAAUUAGCGUCCCUGAAGAGACAACGAAGCGAAACAGAGAGCGAGCCAACGGAUCAGAAGGAUUCGGCUGGCACGUCAACGUCCAAAUACCUGUCUGGACGGAACUACGACUGGGAGACUAAGGGAGCGAAGCUUGGAUUCGAAAAUGACCCUUCUCAAGGCGCAGCAACGUUGGAAGACAAGGCAGCUGAGAUAGCGGCAGCAACAGCGCAGGCAGCUCAGGAGAACGAAGACGCAGAGAAACCCAUUGACCUAUUCAAUCUACAGCCAAAGAAGCCUAACUGGGACCUUAAACGAGACCUUGAACAAAAGAUGAAGAUUCUAGAUGUCAGGACGGAUAAUGCAAUAGCUAAGCUUGUGAGACAACGAAUACAGAAUUCCCAGGCCGCAGCUACGGCGGCGGGUACUCGUGGGGGUGACGGAGACGGAGAGACUGCUGGAAUCGACGGUGAAAUGCUUGUGCAGGGAAUACAUACCCGCGAACGGGAGGAGGCAGAGCAAGAGAAGGGAGAAGAUUGGAGUUAA
Messenger RNA from Trichophyton benhamiae CBS 112371, 696 nucleotides. RefSeq lists its product as uncharacterized. The record is from RefSeq and is a predicted model, not a curated record. The coding region runs from base 1 to 696 and encodes 231 amino acids. NCBI's taxonomy places the organism in Eukaryota, Fungi, Ascomycota, Eurotiomycetes, Onygenales, Arthrodermataceae. The transcript has a single exon. Gene Ontology annotation, cellular component: U2-type spliceosomal complex; post-mRNA release spliceosomal complex.